ACAUUCCAUUUUCAACUCUAGCACGCAGGGACACAUCCCUCUCUCUCGCUCACUCUCUCUCUCUUUCUCAUUUGCUCUAUCUUGCUUUUUUCAUGCUGUUGUCUCUGUGAUCAGUUGAACUUUAGACACAGUGGUAAGGGGAGCAGUGUCUGUGGACUGGUUGGAGCGAGUCGGAUUCUCUCAGUGACUGGAGUUUUGUUAGUUUUGUCAUCCGACCCAGCAAGAGGGUUGCUCGUGCAUAUGUUUGAGGACCAUUGGGAGGAUAAUCAACCGACGGAGUCAUUCUUCUCGUGAAUGUGUUUUUCUCAUGUGCACAAGUUUUGCCUUCAGUAUUAAAAGACUUAUGGCUCAAAGUCCACCUCGGCGUCACAUCCUGCAAUUGUCAUCUUGUGGGCGGAGGAGAGUGAGGAGCUCUUGAGAGAACACCGGAGGAGCCAGGCAUCAAAAGUUGACUGGGCUUCUAAAGUUCGCCGGAGGGCAUCCGUGAGGACCAUGUGCGCUGCCGUUCUGGAGGAAUACUGUGGUUCUGUCUUCUGGAAUUCUUCAUAUUUAGAGAAAGAAGAUCCAGAUCUGCCAGUAUGUGUGGAGCAGACAGUACUGGUGUGGAUCCCACUGGGCUUCCUGUGGAUCUGUGCUCCGUGGCACCUGCUGGGUCUCUGCAGGAGAACAAAGGACACAAGAUACAUGUCCAAACUCUACAUCUGCAAACAGGUUGUUGCUUCGCUGCUGUUCCUGACUGCCAUAGCAGGCUUGGCCAUCACUUUGGGAGAGGACUUUGGUCCGAGCCAAGACACACCUCCGUCAGAAAAGAAUCAUGCUGUGUACUACGCCAACCCCAUCAUUUAUGCUGUGUCAUGGGUCAUGGUGAUACUGUGUCAAGAAGGGUUAAGACGAAGUGGAUCAAUAGAUUCCGCCACUCUCUUCCUCUUUUGGUUCCUUGUGGUUCUGUGUGAUGUUUUCCAUCUGCAGACCAACAUACGAGCAGCACUCAGGCAGGGAGAGAUUGAUGACCUUCCUCGAUUCUGCCUUGUCUGCAUCUCAUUUGGCCUGGAAGUCAUAGCACUCAUCGUCUCAGGUUUGGCGGACAUCUCUCCAGAAACCAGAGAAGUUGUGAAAAAGAAUCCAGAGGCAGGUGCACCAUUUUUGAACAGAAUCACAUUCAACUGGUUUAAUAGUAUGGCAUUCAAAGGGUACAGGCAGCCCUUGGUUCAGGAAGACAUGUGGUCCCUGAAUGAGGAGGACACCACAGGUUACAUCAGCCAGCACUUUCAACACAUCAUGCAGACCGAGUUUGCCGCAGCUCGGCAUCGCUACCAGAACAAAAUGGCCAAAAAACAAAACGAGAAAUCCCAUAAUGAAACGUUACAAAAUGGACUCGCCAGUGGCCUGGUGAAAGGCGUUAGUCAGGACGUCUUGUUGAUGGAGGAAAGAGGCAAGAAAGACAAAAAAGAAAAGAAAAGCAAGAAAAAGAAAGAAGAAGAAACCUAUCCCACCUCAUGGCUCAUACCCACUAUUUACAAGACAUUUAAAGGAAUUUUACUCGAGUCGGCCCUCUUCAAACUUCUGCAAGACCUUUUCUCUUUUGUCAGUCCUCAGCUGCUAAAGUUGAUGAUCACUUUCACUCAAGACAAAAGCAUCCAUGCAUGGGAAGGUUAUCUUUAUGCAGUGUUGCUUCUGGUGGUGGCCCUUCUGCAGUCUCUCUUUCUGCAGCAGUACUUCCAGCGUUGCUUUGUGCUCGGAAUGAAGGUCCGGACUGCUAUUAUGGCUGCUGUUUACAAAAAGGCACUGGUGGUGUCUAAUGACACGCGUAAAGAGUCCACGGUCGGCGAAACAGUGAACCUGAUGUCUGCCGAUGCCCAGCGCUUCAAUGACGUGACGAACUUUAUCCACCUGCUGUGGUCCUGCCCCCUGCAGAUCGCCCUGUCCAUUGUGUUCCUUUGGCAGGAGCUCGGACCUUCUGUGUUGGCUGGACUUUUAGUCAUGAUUCUCAUGGUGCCAAUUAAUGGACUUCUGGCCAACAAGGCCAGAAAAUUCCAGAUUGAGAACAUGAAAUUCAAAGACAAGAGAUUGAAAAUAAUGAAUGAAAUUCUCAACGGCAUGAAGAUUCUAAAGCUGUAUGCAUGGGAGCCAUCAUUCCAAGCUCAGGUUCAAGGCAUCAGAGGCCAAGAACUCAACGUCAUGAAGAAGUUUGCUUACCUCACAUCUGUCUCCACAUUCAUUUUCAGCAGUGCUCCAGCUGUGGUGUCUUUGGCCACCUUUGGCGUGUUUGUGGCCGUGAGUUCUGACAACGUGUUGACCGCUGAAAAAGCCUUCACUUCUAUCUCUCUCUUCAACCUCCUUCGAUUCCCUCUGGCCAUGCUACCCAUGCUCAUCGCUGGCCUUGUGCAAACGACGGUGUCCAGAAAGCGUCUUGAAAAGUUUUUGGGAGGCGAAGACCUUGAAAGUGAUGUAGUGCGCCAUGACCCCAGCUUCAGCUCUGCUGUUAAUGUUUCUGAUGGUUCCUUUUCAUGGGAAAAAGAUGGCGAGCCCCAACUUAAAAAUGUGAGUUUGGACAUCCAGCCAGGUCGGCUGGUCGCAGUUGUGGGAGCUGUCGGCUCGGGCAAGUCCUCUCUGGUGUCGGCCAUUUUGGGAGAAAUGCAUAGCACCAAAGGCUUCAUCAACAUUCAGGGUUCACUUGCCUUUGUACCACAGCAAGCAUGGAUCCAAAAUGCCACCCUGAGGGAUAACAUAUUGUUUGGCUCUCCCCUCGAGGAGAAGCGAUAUCAGGAGGUGAUCCAGGCCUGUGCCCUUGGUCCAGAUCUAGAGCUUCUCCCUGGCGGUGACAUGACUGAGAUUGGGGAGAAAGGCAUCAACCUCUCAGGGGGUCAGAAGCAACGUGUGAGCUUGGCCAGAGCGGCGUACAGUCAGGCAGAUAUUUAUCUGCUGGAUGACCCCUUGUCUGCUGUGGACUCUCAUGUGGGGAAGCAUCUUUUUGAAAAAGUGAUCGGACCUAAUGGAAUACUUAAAAAAAAGACACGUAUUCUAGUGACUCAUGGAGUGAGCUUCCUGCCUCAUCUGGAUGAAAUUGUAGUCCUGGUUGACGGAGUGGUUUCUGAGGUUGGAUCCUACAACAGCCUCCGUGCUAGCAAAGGCGCCUUUUCCGAAUUUUUGGACACGUAUGCCAAAGAGCACAAUAAUAAUAAAAAUUCCACCAAGUCUGAGUCGGAGCCUGGCCAUGGUGUUGGAGAUGAGGACAUGGUCCCAGAGGGAGAUGAGACCCAACCAGACUCCCCAUUAGAAGACACUGUAACGACGACUCUGAAGAGGGGAAACAGCAUCCGCCGUAGCCAGCGCAACAGCAGUUUUAGAGCGGGAAGAAACAACUCUUCACGGAAAUCUCAAAAUGAGGAAGAAAUAAAGAAAGGCCAACGGCUAAUCGAGAAGGAAGCUAUGGAGACAGGACAUGUGAAAAUUUCAGUCUACCUCGAGUACCUGAGGUCCAUGGGCUGGGGAUAUACUACCACAAUUUUCCUAGUGUACUUCAUCCAGAACAUUGCAUUCAUUGGCCAGAAUAUCUGGCUCAGUGACUGGACUAAUGAUGCGGUGGAGUACUACAACAUGACAUACCCUGCAGAAAAGAGAGACACCAGGGUGGGGGUGUUUGGCGCUCUGGGAGUGGCUCAGGGCCUCUUAAUAUUCCUCGGGACUCUGUUACUGGCCAAUGCCGCCAUUGAAGCCUCUCGAAUCCUGCAUUCAAGACUGCUGGAAAACAUACUUCGUGCGCCAAUGGUCUUCUUUGACACCACGCCGAUUGGUAGGGUGGUCAACCGCUUUGCAAAGGAUAUAUUUACAAUCGAUGAAGCCAUCCCACAGUCCGUCCGCGCUUGGAUGCUGUGUCUGUUGGGGGUACUGGGGACCCUUUUCGUCAUCUGUCUGGCCACUCCCUUCUUCACUGUUGUCAUCAUUCCCUUGGCUUUGGUUUACUUCUUUGUCCAGCGCUUCUACGUCGCGACAUCAAGGCAGCUUCGUCGGCUGGACUCAGUGUCUCGUUCUCCCAUUUACUCCCACUUUGGCGAGACCGUGUCAGGCCUCUCUGUGAUAAGAGCUUACGGCCAUCAAGAAAGGUUCCUCCAGCACAAUGAAGCCACCAUGGAUGAAAACCUGAAGACCGUCUACCCGUGGAUUGUAUCGAACAGAUGGCUGGCAGUUCGUUUGGAAUUUGUCGGGAAUCUGGUGGUGUUUUUUGCUGCUUUGCUUGCAGUUAUUUCCAGAGAUACUCUAGACAGCGGCCUGGUUGGACUCUCCAUAUCCUACGCCCUGAAUGUAACGCAAACCCUGAACUGGCUUGUUCGGAUGACGUCGGAGCUAGAGACCAAUAUUGUCGCCGUGGAGAGAGUGAGUGAAUACAGCGUCCUUGAAAAUGAGGCCAAGUGGGUGACUGAUACUCGGCCAGCAGACAAGUGGCCUGAUGCAGGAAGACUGCAGUUUGAAAACUACAAGGUCCGUUAUCGACCCGGUUUGGAUCUGGUGCUGCAUGGCAUCUCCUGUGAUAUUGGCUCCGCUGAGAAGAUUGGUAUUGUGGGACGCACGGGAGCUGGGAAAUCCAGCUUGACCAACUGUUUGUUCCGAAUCAUUGAAGCUGCUGAGGGUCGAAUCCUCAUAGAUGGUGUUGAUAUUUCUAAAAUAGGUCUACAUGACUUAAGAAACAACCUCACUAUCAUACCACAGGAUCCAGUAUUGUUCUCUGGAACCUUGAGGAUGAACUUGGAUCCCUUUGACAGAUCCACUGAUGAGGACCUCUGGAAAGUACUAGAGCUUUCCCAUCUUAAGGAAUAUGUGGCCGGGCUGCAGGAGGGAUUGCAUCAUGAGGUUGCAGAAGGAGGAGAGAACCUUAGUGUUGGACAGAGGCAGCUGCUGUGUCUGGCCCGGGCGCUGCUCAGGAAGUCCCGCAUAUUAAUCCUGGAUGAGGCUACAGCAGCUGUGGACCUGGAGACAGACAACCUGAUCCAAACAACCAUCAGGAAAGAGUUUGCGCACUGCACCGUUCUCACCAUCGCCCACCGCCUGAACAGCAUCAUGGAUAGCUCGAGAGUGAUGGUGCUCGAUGCUGGCAGGAUAGUGGAGUUUGAUUCGCCAAAUAAUCUAUUUGAAAAACAAGGUCAUUUCUAUGCCAUGGCAAAGGAUUCUGGGAUAACACAAGAAGAGAUUACAAGUCUAUGAUUUUAAUUUUUUCUUUUUUUUAUCAAGGUGUUGCUUAAAUUUCUUUUGUAGUUUGAUUUUGAAAGGUUGCCAUGUGAAUUGACAAAUGUUUUUGUAUUUAUCGUAAACACAAUCGGACGUGUAGAUUAUGUUGUAUAUAUACAGGCAAAUAUGAAUAAAUGUUUUUCUCAGAACCUGCA
Messenger RNA from Syngnathus acus (greater pipefish), 5378 nucleotides. RefSeq names its product ATP-binding cassette, sub-family C (CFTR/MRP), member 2 (gene abcc2). The transcript is spliced from 32 exons. Gene Ontology annotation, biological process: transmembrane transport. The record is from RefSeq and is a predicted model, not a curated record. Bases 493 to 5199 code for a protein of 1568 amino acids. Lineage: Eukaryota; Metazoa; Chordata; Actinopteri; Syngnathiformes; Syngnathidae. Gene Ontology annotation, cellular component: apical plasma membrane. Gene Ontology annotation, molecular function: ATP hydrolysis activity; ATP binding; ABC-type transporter activity.